AUGGCGAUGAAGAUCUGGUUUGUUGAAUUGCUGGUGGGUUUGCAAUGGCGACGAAGAUCGGGGUUCGUAAAAGUUACUUAUAACGCCGUAGAAGGGAUAUACGGGGUAGCAGCGACUAUAAAUUUGUGGGAUCCAGUGGUCGAGAGGGGGAUCAGCGGUAGAGAGUAUAGUGCCGCUCUGAUUCGAAUCAAAUCAAGAAUUUAUGACGAUUUUGAUGUCAUUGAAGCUGGAUGGCAUGUCUACCCAUGGUUUCAUAGUGCACGACUGGGUGCUGACGAAGAAGUUUAUAAAACAAGAUUUUUUAUUUCUUGGACCAAUGAUUCGUAUCGAAGGUCAUGCUAUAAUAUGGAUUGUGGUGGGUUUGUGAUAGAAAAUAAUGAUGUAUUGGGAAGUGUACUUGAGCCAAUAUCAUCAUAUAACGGUGAACAAAAAGAUAUCGUUGUUGAAAUAUGGAAGGAUAUCGAGUCAAGACGAUGGCAGUUGAAGUAUAAUGAUAUAAUGGUGGGUUAUUGGCCAGAAGAUUUGUUUACUCACUUGAAAAUAAGAGGCACCGAGGUGGAAUGGGGUGGUGAGGUGUUCAACACCAACCACAACAACAUAUUCACAUCAACAAAAAUGGGUUCUGGCCGCUUUGCAGAAGAGGGAUAUAGAAAAGCAGGUUAUUUCAAAAAACUAAGAGUUAAAACUUUAAGUAGUGGACAUAAUUGGAUUCCACCCCCAACACUUGAACAAAAAGUGAGUGACCCCCGCUACUACACCUUUCAUGAAGAAGCCAACAUUGAUGGCUCUGGCGAUGACGGAUUCUUCUAUGGAGGUCCAGGAAACAACCAUCCUUAG
Messenger RNA from Tripterygium wilfordii, 837 nucleotides. RefSeq lists its product as uncharacterized. The record is from RefSeq and is a predicted model, not a curated record. The transcript is spliced from 5 exons. Lineage: Eukaryota; Viridiplantae; Streptophyta; Magnoliopsida; Celastrales; Celastraceae. The coding region runs from base 1 to 837 and encodes 278 amino acids.